Molecule: messenger RNA, 1354 nt
Organism: Pseudogymnoascus verrucosus
Lineage: Eukaryota; Fungi; Ascomycota; Leotiomycetes; Thelebolales; Thelebolaceae
Exons: 2
Coding region: 1-1260 (419 amino acids)
Biological process (GO): carbohydrate metabolic process
Molecular function (GO): hydrolase activity, hydrolyzing O-glycosyl compounds
Source: RefSeq, a predicted model, not a curated record
AUGAUUUCACACCCAAACCACACCCGCCUGUCCGGCUCUAUCUCCACAACCAUCUGCAUCACCUCCUCUUUCCUCACCUCCUCCUUCCUCACCUUCCCCAGCCUCACCCUCUACUCCAGCCCCAACCUAACGACCUGGACACUAUCCAGCAACGUGUUCAAUCGCCCCAGCCAGGUUUCCGAGUUCGCGACGCUAGAUACGAAUGCCGAUGAGGGGUUCUGGGCGGCUACAGUACGGUAUCAUGAUGGUUUACUCUACGUGGUCGUCACGUAUAUCGACUACGACCCGAAACUAAAAGCCACCUACUAUCUCUUCACUACUCUAGAUCCCUACGACGACACAGCAUGGAGCGCCAGUCUGCAGAUCUCCAACCCCCCAAAAACAAUCGACCCCGACCUCUUCUGGGACGACGACGACGGGACCCUCUACAUAGCCUCCGAAUGGGGCGCCAUGUACCCCUCCACCCUCACCCUCACCACCAGCACCUCCUCCAGUCCCGCCGCGCGAAUCUGGAACGGCACCAGCAACUCCAACCCAGAAGAUCCACACAUCUACAAGAAAGCCAGCUACCACCACCUCCUCAUCGCCGAAGGCAGCUCAGGUUUAAAUCACUCCGCUACCAUCGCGCGCUCUCCCUCCUCCAUUUGGGGGCCGUAUGAGAGUUAUCCCGGGAAUCCGAUUUUGACGAAUAGAGGGACGGGGGGAGUACUUUCAGACCGUUGGACAUGCGGAUUUCUUUCAGGAUGGGGGUGGGGGGAUUGGUGGGGUGCGGCGUUGGCGACGAGGUCGGGUUCGGGGUUUGAGGUGAGUCUGAUGGGGAGGGAGACGGUGAUGUUCCCCGUGUCGUGGCUGGAGGGGGGGUGGCCUGUUGCGGAUCCGGUAAGGGGGGAGAUGAGCUGGUGGAAUUUACCCCUUUCUGCUUCUCCCCCCCGGCAUGACGAGAUACUAGUCGAUGGAGCAGACAUCGUCAAUUCCACCCCGGCGAGACAAUACCUCGAAACUAGGUCCACCACCGCAUCCCCCUCCCAUCAUCCUACACCAUCUCCCCCCCCCGGCCAGCCAAAGACCCUCCAACGCGUCCCCUCAUCCGCGAAUCUAACUGCCAACUCCGCAGUCAGAGCAUCAGAUGGCCUAACCUUCAUCGCGCGACGGCAGACAGCUACGCUAUUCAAAUUCAGCGUUGACUUCGACUUUUCGCCGAGGAGGGAGGGGGAGGAGGCAGGGGAUCACGGUGUUUAUUACCCAGGAACAGCAUGUUGAUCUUGCUAUCGUUUCUAGGCAGCCCGUUGGCGCGGAUGGGGUGGUGACGAUGGCAGGGAGAUAAUUGAGGUUUAGAGCUACGACGUUUGGGAAG